Messenger RNA from Solanum dulcamara, 549 nucleotides. Its product is annotated as agamous-like MADS-box protein AGL62. Gene Ontology annotation, biological process: regulation of transcription by RNA polymerase II. The record is from RefSeq and is a predicted model, not a curated record. Lineage: Eukaryota; Viridiplantae; Streptophyta; Magnoliopsida; Solanales; Solanaceae. Gene Ontology annotation, molecular function: protein dimerization activity; DNA-binding transcription factor activity, RNA polymerase II-specific; RNA polymerase II cis-regulatory region sequence-specific DNA binding. Bases 1 to 549 code for a protein of 182 amino acids. The transcript has a single exon.
AUGGAGGGUAAGAAAACAGCAGGACGUCAAAAAAUUCCAUUAGAGAAAAUAAAAAAAGAAGCUAAUCGAUACGCAUCAUUUUCUAAACGUCGUUCAGGCUUAUAUAAAAAAGGCAGUGAACUUGUAAGAGAAUGUGGUGUCGAUCUUGGAAUAGUUCUUUCUUCUCCAACUGGUAAACCGUAUUCAUUUGUUCAUCCGACUAUUGAUGCAGUCAUUGAUCGUUUUAUAAAUCCCACCAAAGAAUUAGAUCUAGAUACUCAAGUUGUUGCUGCGGAGAUACGUAACAAUGUAAUUCAAAACAACGAUAGGCUAAAUGAAUUUGAUGCAAGAGAAAAAGCCGCAAAGAAAAAAAUGCGUUCUAUAGACCAAAUGAACGAGACUAGAACUGGAGGUUGGUGGGAGCCCAUGCACCAAUUCAAUGCAGAGGACAUAACCAGGUUUGAAGAUUUGUUAAAGACUGGUGAGGUUUUUCUGAAUGUCCAAUUGAAGAAGCUAGAAAAUGGAACUUCGUCUUCCCUACAAUCCCCACUAAAGGAUGCAGAUAACUGA